This is a messenger RNA of Fusarium proliferatum ET1, 1392 nucleotides long. RefSeq lists its product as uncharacterized. The record is from RefSeq and is a predicted model, not a curated record. Lineage: Eukaryota; Fungi; Ascomycota; Sordariomycetes; Hypocreales; Nectriaceae. Bases 1 to 1392 code for a protein of 463 amino acids. The transcript is spliced from 2 exons.
AUGCUUGCUUUUGCCAAACUGAAAGGCCUGGAUUCUGUUGUCAGUGACAAGCAGUGGGCAGCUCACCAAGCAUCAAAGCCGGAACAAGUGCAUAACUGGAAUUCUAGACAUCUCCGCCCCCAGUGGGUUUUCUCUCCUUCCACAACAAGUCUCUUCUCAUGCCCGGCUUGUUUCCUCUUCCUUCAUCUCCCUCCUCCACACUUCAAUCUCAAACUCCUCAAGGAUCUAGUUAUGAUGAAGACCAUCUCAUAUGUGAUCGACCCAGACGGCGAUAUCGAGCUCGUACUGAGAGAGCCUAGUUCUCACCAGAUCAUCCCCGAAAUCCACUGCGAUGGCCCCUCAACUCAGGGUGAUCUGCCUGACUCCGAUUUUGACAACCCCCCUGCAAUUGGCCGUUACACCAUUUUUAACGAGCUCUACACCGAGCCAACGGCCACGACUGGUACUCAGAAUAUUGAAGAGGAUCAUGAGCCCCGGGAAGUUCAUAUGCGCAUCUCAUCGAAGCACUUGUCCUUUGUGUCCAGCACAUUCCGCGAUCUACUGCACCCUUUGCGCAACGAAGAUGCUUCUGCUCAAUUUUCUGCCUGCUCUUCAUCUCCUCCUCCCGCUUUUCGACCUUCUACCAAGAUUUACACGGUUGGCUGGGAUGCUGUGGCCCUUGCUAUUGUGCUUGAUGCCAUCCAUGGACGCCACGCAGAGAUCCCUCGAGUCAUCAACCUCGGGCUUCUUGUCCGCAUCACAACCGUAGUUGACCACUACAAAUGCCAGGAGGUGAUUCAAGUCUUCUUCGACCAUUGUCAGAGAGGAAUCUUUAGUCAAGAUGGUUUCCCUACCAUUCUCUGUAAGACAGCUCUUCUGUGGUUGUACAUCUGCAUUGUCUUCCCAGGAUUGGAGGGCAUCUUUGCAUCCAUGGCUUGUACGGUGUUGUCGGACUUCAAAGGAUCUGCUCAAAUCACUGCUAGAAUGCUUCCAAUCACAACCAUUCUCAGAAAGCUCAAUGAAAAGAGACUCUCUCUCAUCCAACAGAUCAAGGAUGGUCUUCAAGACUUACACAAGUCACUCCUCCAAGGAUCAGAAUGUGUCCUACGCGACCGUUUUUGCUCGUCGCUCACACUUGGUGUGUUAGUUCACAUGGUACACCAACAUGAACAUGCUGAGCCUCCCUUCAUAGCCCCCUUCGACGGGUACAGUGUUGCCACAGCUUUGAAGCUAGUGACAGAGUGCUCUGAGCCGGUGCCGCGACAUGACAAUCACGGAACAGAUAUGCCCAGAUACAUUGACCCUUACGAUGGCAUGACCUACCCUUGCAGCAUCAGAGGGAGAAUGACACCAGUGGUUGAGAAGGUCGAAGGGGAGCUUUACCGUAUGCGCCCGGCCGACUUCAAAGACUAA